AUGUGGUUCAUCUGGGUCGAGAGCGCCCAGGACCGUUUCGUCCAGAUGCUGAAGACGGCGAAUCGGGUGCAUGGAUCGCACGCGGCCGGGACGAUGGACAGCGUCGACAUCGCACCAGCUUUCGUGGGUUCAAAUCCGUGCAUGGGCGGCGCAGGCAGCGGGUUCGACGAGCUCGAUCUCGUGCAGCUCGCCAGCGCGGACCGUCCGUCACCAACAGCGGGCUGGGAGCCCGACAGCUUCUUUGAGACUUACGUCCGCGACUUGAUGGACUUCAAUUUUCUCGUCGACUGCUCGCUGGGCGCGAGGUUUGGAGACGGGUUACCGCUGAACGAGGCAACGCAGAUAAUAGAGGCCAAGCUCGCGCUGGAGCAGCUGCUCUCCCAGCGGUUACUCGACUGCAGGAUCGGCUGGGAGUGGGUGGCUUGGGACGCCGAGACCGGGCAUUGCCUCGCGGGGUAUUCCUAUGCGUUCCAGCGGGUAGAGCGCGACACCUUGAGGCAGUUCUCCUCAACGCCGCCCAGCUGGCACGAGAUGAAGAUUUCACCGUGCUGGGCGACGUCAAUCCGCGGCGCAUGUAUUGCAGCCCAGGGCAGGGCCCGCACCGAUCGGCCUGACCUGAGCAGCGUGCUGUUCGGGCCGCUGGGGACUGACCGGAAGGCAGAUGAGUGGGUGGACCAAGCCGUGAUGGAGGACGACUUGACGAUCCGCCCUACCCGGCGCGCUGCAUUAGAAUUAUUCGGCUUUCUGGGCCCUGCGAUGCUGGCCCGGCCCUGCAACGCGCUGCUGAGGCAAGCGGAGUUUGUCGGUUUCGCCACUUGGCUCCGCAGCUCCAAGGGCGCCAGCCCGAGAAUGGGCGAACGGGCGCUCAGUGCGGCUGGGGACCGCGAGGACUACACUUGCACGCAGUCAUGGACCAGGUCAGACAACUUCCGCGCCGCAUGCCGCCGAUGGAGUGGGCAGACCAACGGGGAGCUGCUGGCUCACUUGGGGCGGAACGUGGCCCUGGAGUCGAGUGGCGCCGAGGCCAGACAGGUUCUGUCGGAGAUGGCUGCGGAGCUGUCCGACCUCGUGGGCCGCGCGCUGGCCCAGCCCCGUUGCCGCGGGCCGGCGCUGUCGCGCCCGCUGCUCGAGCGGUGCGCCGGGAACGACGACGCGAGGCGACGAAGGGUGCCGCGGUCAAUUAGUUCAAGCAAGCAGCGGCGCCCCGACAAGGUGCCCGUCCUGCUGGAUUUCGCGCGGCACCUCGUCGCCGAGCACCUGGCGCGCUCGGAAUUAGCGUUUCGCGGCACGCGUGACGGUUUUGACUUCGGACCAGAUCCGCUCGAGCCGCUGCUGGGCGCCGCGCGCUCGAGCUGCGUGCCGGAGACUGCGGAGCUGCUGGACGUCGGCCGGAUCAUGUGCCGGGCUGGCAGGGCCGCGAGCUCAUCUGCGUGCAGGUUGGUACUGCUCGCCUUGGCCGACCCAGGCAUCAAGGGCAUCUUGGCGCGCCAGGAGGCGGCGAACGCCUUGACGGACACACGCUGCUUCGCCAUCAUGACGGCAGGUUGCGCCUUUGAUGAGCUGCCGCAUCCAGGGUUGCCAGACGAGGUGGCUGCGAUGCUACAGGAGGCCGCUCGCGUGGCGGCGUUCGCCGUGGCGCUGGACAAGCUGGCGUACACCUGUGAUCGCAUGGAUUAUCGUCGGUUCGCGUGGCUGGUCAACGAAUACAUGCUCAGGGCGUUCAGGGCGUUCUGGACCAGUGGGGCGCGCGCGCUUCAGCGGGCACUAGGGGAGCGGCGGAUCGUGGGCAGCGCCGCGGCGGUCGGCGCGCCGGCGGCCGCGGCCAGCGGCCCGCAGGCGGCGGAGCUGGCGGCGCUGUCGGAGCUGGACGCGCUGUGCGAGGCGCUGCUGCAGCGGCUGCUGCCCGCGCUGCGGCAGGUGGUCGAGGCCGCGGCCGAGCAGGCGGCGGGCCGCGCCCUGGAGGCCUUCCGGCAUGCCCCCGGCGGCGCCGGCGCCGGCGCCCCGGGGGCCACGGCGCUGGGCGCGCUGCAGCCCGGGCAGGCGGUGACCGUGGACUGGACCUUCACCAACGCCAGCGCCGACGCGUGGGCCGCGGGGGCUCACCUGCGCUUCCUCGGGGGCCAGCUGGCGCCGCCGCCGGGGUACCGGCCCGCGGGCGCGCAGGCCCCGACGCCGGCGGGCGGGAGGCUGUCCGUGCAGGCGCCCAUGGCGAAGAAGCCUGGCCCGAGCGACGGGCAGUGGCAGCUGGAGUCGGCGGCCGGAGCCCCGCUGUCGCCCCCGCUGGUGGUGGCCGCCACUACCCUGGCGCCCGCGGUGGGCUCGCGGGCCGUGCCCGCGGCGGCGGGGCACGGCGCCAGCGUGGGGGGGGCAGUCCCUGCCGCGCCGAGCUUCGGCGGCGCCAGCCCCAGGAUGGCCGCCAGGGUCAUCGACGGCUCCGCCGCUGCCGGGCUGCUCGCGGGAUCUGCGGCGCCCAGCGCUUCCACGAGGGCGCCGCCGGCGGUGGACGUCCGCCUGCCUGGCCUUGGCGCCGUGUCGUCGGGGCCGGGCCUGCGACAGCCGCAGCCGCAGGCGCUGCAGCCGCAGCCCCAGCCGGCGGCCCUGCGGCAGCCCAGCGGGCCCCUUCCCGGCGCGCCUCUGCAGCCGGGCCCCCCCCUGGGCGUCAGCGUCUCGCUGGGCACGGCGCCCGCGGCGGCCCAGCCGACGGGGGCCGGCAGCUGGAUGCCCAGCAACUGGAUACAGAUCUUCGAGGAGUUCUUCGGGCGGGACGUGGCCGUGCGCCUGCGCAUGUUGGGCGAGAAGGAGCGCGAGCGGAUGGAGCGCCUGGUCCGGGACCACGCGCGGGCACAGGGGCGGUGCCAGGCCGACGGCACCGUGCUGCUGGACGAGGUGCUGUCUAUUGCAUCUUCGGGGGACCGACGCGGGCUCGAUGCGGACUCGACGCGGAUUUGGCAUGGAUUCGACGCGGAUUCGACACGGAUUCGACACGGAUCCGACGCGUCCGACAUGGAUUCGACACGCAUUCGACGCGGACAGGGCCGCGACGGGACAGACAAGGUCCCCCGAGGAUGCAACAUAAGGUGUUGUCCAGGCUGUACGCGCCAGUGAUCGCGCCCGGCGUGCAGAGGAGGAAAUCGGAGGCCUGGAGGUCGACAUCAGCACCACUAUCGGCGGGGUGCUUCCACCGAGGGAAGACGAUCCCGAUCUCGGUGAUGGUGUCAAUAUUCGGGCUUCUAGGUGGCCGAAGCAUUGCCACCAGCACCAGAAGCUGGGAUCAUCUUCCCCCAGUGGAGGCAACCCCCUGUGUUGGUGCUGGUGCCCAUGUCCAAGCCUCCAAUGAAAAGGUACCCAUACCGCUACCCUUGCCUUCCCCAUACCGCUACCCAUAACGCUACCGCUCUUUUUGGGCCUCCUGGGAGGCCCUCGUCGCCGCCGCUGGACUCGCCUCGACGUCCUGUUCCGAGCGCACCCCGUGACAGGUCCGGGGAGUAGCGGCACGCAUCGGUACCCUUCCCCAGGCGUGCGGAGCUGCAGCCCUGCAGACCUGGCCGAGGGGAGGGGGGGUCGAAGAAGAGAGCACGGCAUAAGCAUGAAUUGUCGGCGCUCCGCGCGGAGCUCCAGAGGUGCAUGCUCAUCGCGUGAUUGUGGUUAUUCCGGGAGGGGAGAUCAAGGGAGGAGUCCUCCCUCUUUGUAGCUGUUGCAAGCUUUUGGGCACGAAUGCGCGCUCCUUAAAGAGCACCCGCCCUUCGUCCUUGUAGCUGCUGCAAGCUUUGAGCGCGAACCUGCGCG
Messenger RNA from Prorocentrum cordatum, 3786 nucleotides. Lineage: Eukaryota; Dinophyceae; Prorocentrales; Prorocentraceae. The record is from the annotation of a GenBank genome assembly.